UACAGGUUCAGCCCUGCAGAACUUUCUUUCUUGACAGAAUAUGCAUCAACCAUGAACCCAAUCUCAAAGGCACUAAACAUAUUGCAGGGAGAGGUGGAUGUUCACAUGGGAUGGCUGGUGCCCACUAUAACCCUCCUAACUGUGAAGCUUGACCGCCUCAGAACAUCAUCCAAGUUCUGCCAGCCACUGAUUACUGCCCUUCAAGAAGGAAUACAGCGAUGGUUUGGAGACAUGCUUGCUGACCCUGAGCUCAUUGCUGCAGCAAUUUUACUUCCGAAGUUUCGGACAUCGUGGACAAGCAAUGAGGACUUGCUGAAGCUGGGCAUGGACUACAUCAAGAGAAACAUGGAGGAGGAUCCGGUCCCAUCACCAGUUAGCAAUUCCGGGUCAGAGGAGGAGGACUUCUUUGGCCUUAUGAAGGGAAACGUCCAGGAAACCACGAAACAACUGGAUGCCUACCUGGCAAACUCGGCUACCUCCAUGGACACCCUAAAGGCAGUGCCCACAGUUGCCAAUUUGCCCCUUAAACUGAACACGCCGUUGCCUGCCUCUGCGGCAUGUGAACGGCUCUUUAGUACAGCAGGGCAUAUUUUUUCUACAAAAAGAGGCAGAAUAGGGUCAAAUGUUUUGGAAAAUCAACUAUUGUUGAAAUUGAACAAAAGGUUCUGUUAA
Osmerus eperlanus (European smelt) is the source of this 672-nucleotide messenger RNA. RefSeq lists its product as uncharacterized. Bases 52 to 672 code for a protein of 206 amino acids. The transcript is spliced from 2 exons. Lineage: Eukaryota; Metazoa; Chordata; Actinopteri; Osmeriformes; Osmeridae. The record is from RefSeq and is a predicted model, not a curated record.